Molecule: messenger RNA, 1611 nt
Organism: Nicotiana tabacum (common tobacco)
Lineage: Eukaryota; Viridiplantae; Streptophyta; Magnoliopsida; Solanales; Solanaceae
Product: 25.3 kDa vesicle transport protein SEC22-1-like
Biological process (GO): endoplasmic reticulum to Golgi vesicle-mediated transport; retrograde vesicle-mediated transport, Golgi to endoplasmic reticulum
Molecular function (GO): SNAP receptor activity
Source: RefSeq, a predicted model, not a curated record
UUUUUUUUUACAAAUCCGAAAAGAUCAGAAUCUUCAAUCGUGGUGACGGGUAUUUACCCGAUUCCCUGAAUCCGAUCCCAUUCAUUACAAUACAACUAUCCCCCAACCAUCAUUUCGCUGAAAUUGAUAAGAGUUUACGAGAGGAUCAAUCAAAAUCAAAAUCAAAGAUCAGGAAUUAGAAAUACAACAGAUCAACAAAUAAAGAGUGUGCCGACGUAUAUGAUAGUGGUGCACCCAUGUUAUAAAAAUCCUAGAUCCGCCUCUGGCCCGGACACCUCAUUAACAAAAAAGAAUGAAAUGCACUUGAAUAGAGCUGAAUGGAUACAUUGGAUGAUUCACAGUCGACUCCAGCUGAUUGAGACAGUUGAUUCAUUGAGCUGUCUUAGAGAAAAGUUCAAGCUUAAGGCAUUGUCGGAAGAAUCUUUUCUUUGAAGAACCUCUAAGAGCUUCAACAUUGGAUGGACCAAGGGGACCCUCGAAAUUGUUUAUUGAAAUUGGCUACUUGAAAUUUGGGAAUAAUGCAUUGAAGUUGAUGUUUAUUAGUUGUGUGCUUGUUUAAGGAAAAUGGUGAAGUUGACUAUGAUUGCUCGUGUAACUGAUGGCCUUCCUCUAGCUGAGGGGCUGGAUGAUAGCCGCGAUGUUCCAGAUGCAGAUUUCUACAAACAGCAAGCCAAGUCCUUAUUCAAGAACCUCUCUAUGGGCCAGAUUGAGGCAUCAAGGAUGUCCGUCGAAACCGGACCUUAUAUUUUCCAUUAUAUCAUUGAAGGGCACGUUUGUUAUCUGACUAUGUGUGAUCGCUCUUAUCCAAAGAAACUUGCCUUUCAGUACCUGGAAGACCUUAAGAAUGAGUUUGAGCGUGUCAAUAGGAGUCAAAUUGAAACUGCUGCUAGACCUUAUGCCUUUAUCAAAUUUGAUACAUUCAUACAGAAGACGAAGAAACUGUACCAGGAUACCGGAACUCAGCGCAAUAUUUCGAAGUUGAGUGAUGAACUUUAUGAAGUUCAUCAGAUAAUGACUCGAAAUGUACAAGACGUUCUUGGUGUCGGUGAAAAAUUGGACCAGGUCAGUCAGAUGUCCAGCCGCUUGACAUCAGAAUCCCGCAUAUAUGCUGAUAAGGCGAGAGAUUUAAAUCGUCAGGCUUUGAUUCGGAAAUGGGCUCCUGUUGCUGUUGUCAUUGGAGUUGUUAGUCUCCUCUUCUGGGUUAAAAAUAAGAUCUGGUGAUGCUGCCAGAAGAUGUACAGCUUAGUGGAGAUGUUACUUUCACAUUGGACAGUGCACAACUGACAUAAACACAAUGGUGUUUGUUUUUCUGCGCAUGGGACAAGUCCAGCAGUUUCAGUUGAAAAUGUAAAACAGAUGAAGUAAACCAUGACGAGCCAUGUGGCUGAUACUUGAGAAAUGAUAUUGAUAUGAUUAUAUGAACUGCUCAGCAUGUUUUUUCUUAUUACUCAACCACAAACUUGCCCUCCAAUAGGUUAUUGUAACUCUCAAGUGACGACUAGCUAUGCUGUAAAUUACAGUGGAGGCCUCAUAGUCUGCUAUUUUGAUUUGUUUCGUAGAAAUGCAUGAUCAUGAUUUCUGAAGAUUAUAAAGAGGUUCUUUCUAUCUCAA